AUGGCGGGAGAGUGGUUGUGUGGGUUGGGAGAUGGUGGUAGUGAUGGUGGUAGUGAUGGUGGUAGUGAUGGUGGUAGUGAUGGUGGUAGUGAUGGUGGUAGUGAUGGUGGUAGUGAUGGUGGUAGUGAUGGUGGUAGUGAUGGUGGUAGUGAUGGUGGUAGUGAUGGUGGUAGUGAUGGUGGUAGUGAUGGUGGUAGUGAUGGUGGUAGUGAUGGUGGUAGUGAUGGUGGUAGUGAUGGUGGUAGUGAUGGUGGUAGUGAUGGUGGUAGUGAUGGUGGUAGUGAUGGUGGUAGUGAUGGUGGUAGUGAUGGUGGUAGUGAUGGUGGUAGUGAUGGUGGUAGUGAUGGUGGUAGUGAUGGUGGUAGUGAUGGUGGUAGUGAUGGUGGUAGUGAUGGUGGUAGUGAUGGUGGUAGUGAUGGUGGUAGUGAUGGUGGAAUAGGUGAGUGGGUUGAAGAGGGUACUCCCGAUGCUCCCUAUAUCGAGGUUGUUGAACCUUUUGUUAUAUUCAUGAAGAAAGAAGAAGAGAAAGGGGGGUGGUGGGGGGUGUAUAAUAAAUAG
Messenger RNA from Botrytis deweyae, 558 nucleotides. RefSeq lists its product as uncharacterized. Lineage: Eukaryota; Fungi; Ascomycota; Leotiomycetes; Helotiales; Sclerotiniaceae. The record is from RefSeq and is a predicted model, not a curated record. The coding region runs from base 1 to 558 and encodes 185 amino acids. The transcript is spliced from 2 exons.